Molecule: messenger RNA, 1341 nt
Organism: Cyclopterus lumpus (lumpfish)
Lineage: Eukaryota; Metazoa; Chordata; Actinopteri; Perciformes; Cyclopteridae
Product: unconventional myosin-XV-like
Exons: 8
Coding region: 73-945 (290 amino acids)
Cellular component (GO): cytoskeleton
Source: RefSeq, a predicted model, not a curated record
AAAACUUCCAGAUAUGUUCCCAUCCAGCUACCAGGAGGAGUGGAUUUCCCCAUCAAGAUACGUAGCUUUAGUAUGGCAGCAGAUGUGUUAACAGAGUUCUGUAAAGAGAUGGGCAUCUCAAAUCUCACAGAAAUUAAAGAGUUCUCCAUCCUUGCCAACAAACAUCAUGAUGGGAUGGUGCGUCCCCUCCACGCCGAGGAGUAUCUGUUCGACUUCAUGCUGGACGACGGCUCCAUCUUCUUUUCCCUGAGACGCCUGAUGUGGAGGAACCCUCUGUCCUACAACAGCGACCUCUAUGUGGAGUUCCACUACCAGCAGCUGCUGGCCGACUACCUCGGUGGGCGGCUGAUGCUUGCCCCGGCUGCCGGCGGCUCCUCGUCAGUCCAGCAGAUAGCGGAGCUGUCGGCCCUGCAGCACCUGGCUCAGGGUCAGAGGGAUCAGCUCUCACUGCCAGAGAUGAAGGAGUACCUGCCUUCACAGCCCGGACUGAGCAGCACAGCUGAAGACAUCCACUCCUUCUGUCUGGGCCAGAUAGCUGCAAUGCACUCCCUCAGUCCUCAAGACGCCAAAAUACAAUUCAUUGAGAUUCUGAGCACCAUGCCUCUGUUUGGCUCCAACACUUUCUUGGCUCAGAAGGUCAGUCAGCGUGGCUGUCCCUCCCCGUGCAUGGUCAGCAUCAGCCAGGAGGGGGUGCUGUUCCUCCACCCCAAAACACAGGAGCGAGCGUUUCUGAUUCCUCUGGCAGAUGUGCAGUCCAUGCGCACCAUUCGCCCCAAGAAACAGGGCAAAGUGCCAGCUGUGGACAUCAAUUACAGCAAUCCGGGCCGAAUCAAAACCGUCACCGUUCAUCUCAGACAGGCUAAGGAGCUGUGCCACACCCUUGCUCUGAUAAUGGAAGAGUUGAUCCGACCGUCAGUCAGCAGCUCCAUUUCAAAUCGCCAGUAGACAGAAACACACACACACACACACACACACACACACACACACACACACAGUAUUGAGAGUUGUUGUUAAUCACUGACUUUUUGUGUUUAUCCUUUUUUGUUAAUUUAUCUUUCUUUUUUCUUUCUGUGUAACUUAAUGGACAUGUGUGUCAUUGAUGAAAUGGACUAGAUUAUAAACUAUUGAUGAAGGAAGUGACACAUGCACUGCUGCGAUCAGACAACACCAGAGGACUACGGGAGUAUUAGAGUAAUUCAGUAAUUCAGCCAUUAUUGCAUUAAUAAACCCAACGUCUUAAAAAGAAUUUAGAGUUUAUUUGUUGAAACGCAGGGUUCGUUAAUCAUCACUGGAAGUUAAUGUUGUGACGAUGUCAUGUAAUACAAGUGGGGCAUUAAAGAA